This is a messenger RNA of Crotalus tigris (Tiger rattlesnake), 3649 nucleotides long. RefSeq names its product oxytocin receptor (gene OXTR). Gene Ontology annotation, biological process: G protein-coupled receptor signaling pathway; regulation of systemic arterial blood pressure by vasopressin; female pregnancy. The record is from RefSeq and is a predicted model, not a curated record. Gene Ontology annotation, molecular function: vasopressin receptor activity; oxytocin receptor activity; peptide binding. Gene Ontology annotation, cellular component: membrane. NCBI's taxonomy places the organism in Eukaryota, Metazoa, Chordata, Lepidosauria, Squamata, Viperidae. The transcript has 4 exons. The coding region runs from base 1278 to 2426 and encodes 382 amino acids.
AAUUGCCUGAAAACCUUUCAGAAACCUUGUAAUUAAUGCAGUUUUUCCAUUAACUGACUUGUCUAAUCAUGCUGAUGUUUUUGAAAAGUAAUACAUGCAGACGUUGAAUGCAAUACGUCUGUGCUAGAUUAUGACAGAGGUGGCCAAUCUGUGAUCUAUAAGCCACAAACCACAAUCUAACACAGCCAUCUCCACUUCCCAGGUAUCAUGAGUGUAUUCAUCAAUUGAUAUUUUGAAAAUCAGUUCCCACAUAGUGAUUUGCUUAACUUUUUCAAAAUAAAUAAAUAAUAAAUAAAAAUAAAAUAAAAUAAAAACAUUCUUCCCUCAAAAUCAAAAUGCAGAAGAUGCCAGUCCUUUGCUCUCCAGUGAUGUUAUAUCAUUCUCAUACCUGCUGUGUUCCUUGAAAAACCUUAUCCUUAUCCUCUUUCUUCCACCCUGACCUUCCAAUAAGGGCUUCUCCUGUGCUUUGUCACCAUUUAUCUCAGCACUAUAUCUAGCAUGACUUUCAUGUGUUGAGAGAAAUGAUAUGCUUUAAUCUUUUUUGGAGAGAUGGAAAGGGGCCAAGAUGAGGAGUUAUCAACAGAACAGGGUGAAUGUUUUAAGUAAUCUUUAAGAGACCACAAUUAUACAAGCUUUUUAUCCUCCUCAUUUUUCUUAUGUUGUUGUUUGCCUUCUCCAUUAACUUUUUAAUUUUAUUUUUAUUUUAAGAUAGAACUGCACACAUUGAGAAGGACAAAGGAGGUGAACAUUGUGGUGUUGAGUCCUCCAAGCCUCAAGGAUGGCGAUGAGUAGGGCUGCAAACAGACUGUGACUACCACAGUGAAGCACCAGAUGCUGUCACGGUAUGGAAGGCAUAAAGUAGCAAGAGGCCAAAGUAGAAUUCUUGUUCCAACUGUGUGAUGGAAAAACAAAGAUCUUCGAAAAGGAGGAACAAAUGAAGUAAUUUAGAAAAAGAGCAAGAUUUAUCCUACGGGUGGAAGAGAACUCAUAACUAUACAUCAACUGCAUGCACAAGUCCAGCUGAAGGAUCCACAGCGAAAGGGAGUCAACGGGACUUAUAAAUAAAUAAAUAAAUAAAUAAAUAAAUAAAUAAAUAAAUAAAUAAAUAGGCAAAGGGCCAAAUGGGAGUAAAAGGGACCUUCAGGAAAAGGAAAGCAGCACUGAAAGGCCUGGUCCCAAGAAAGGGGAGGCUCUAAAGGACACACUGCACUGCAGAGAAGGCGUCUCUCUCUUCUCAGUUCAGCCUUGCAAAAGAGUCUGGGUGGGAACCAUCAACCAUGGAUCUUUGGUAUUGUUCAAAUUGUUCCUUGAGCAAUGCCACCCUGGAAAACCCCACUUCACAAGCCAACCAAACUUCAGUCAUAAAACGGAACGAGGACAUUGCCAAGGUAGAGAUUGCGGUGCUCUGCCUCAUCUUUUUCCUCGCCUUGACAGGAAACUUAUGUGUACUGCUGGCUAUCUACACAACCCGCCACAAACAUUCCCGCAUGUACUUCUUUAUGAAGCAUCUGAGCAUUGCUGACCUAGUUGUGGCCAUCUUUCAGGUCUUGCCUCAGCUCAUCUGGGACAUCACCUUCAGGUUCAAAGGGCCAGAUUAUCUCUGUAGGCUGAUCAAAUACCUGCAAGUGGUGGGGAUGUUUGCUUCCACCUACAUGCUGCUGUUGAUGUCGCUGGAUCGGUGUCUGGCCAUCUGUCAGCCCUUGAGGUCUUUACAUCAGAGGUCUGACCGGUUGUCUGUGCUCCUCACAUGGGUUGUGUGCCUCCUCUUCAGCAUCCCGCAGCUCCAGAUAUUUUCUAUGAAGAAUGUGUCCCAUGGAGGGAUGGAUUGCUGGGCGACAUUUAUUCAGCCUUGGGGUCCUAAAGCCUAUGUCACCUGGAUGACCUUGACUGUGUACAUCAUCCCAGUGAUUGUGCUAAGUGUCUGCUAUGGCUUGAUCAGCUUCAAAAUUUGGCAAAAUGUGAAGCUAAAAACUGUCCAUGAAACAAGUGUGAACCUAACCUCUAGUAAUUCUCACGGAGGCACCCUCUCCAGAGUGAGCAGCAUCAAACUCAUUUCCAAAGCCAAGAUACGGACAGUCAAAAUGACCUUUAUUAUUGUCUUAGCCUUCAUUAUGUGCUGGACUCCUUAUUUUAUUGUGCAGAUGUGGCUUGCAUGGGAUGAAAAUGCUCCGAAAGAAGAUUGGACAUUCAUAAUCACCACACUCCUAGCAAGUCUGAACAGCUGUUGCAAUCCCUGGAUCUACAUGCUUUUCACAGGUCAUCUUUUCCACGAUCUUUUGCACCGAUUCCUUUGUUGUUCUUCACGGUACUUAAAAGCUCGGCAAGGAUGUGACCUGAGCGUCAGCAAAAAAAGCAAUUCAUCCACUUUUGUUCUGAGUCUCAAAAGCUCCAGUCAAAGGAGUUUUACCCAGCCAUCCACAGCAUGAUCUAGAAAGAUUCAGCUGUCUACAGACUAUACUAAAAUGUUUGGUUAGAAAUGGCUUUGGUGUCUACUUAAGAAAAUGGGGCAAAGUAAUAUGGGUGCAUGUUAAGUCUGGGCAUAAAUAUACUGUAUGUGUAAAAAUGAGUGUAUGUGUAUGUGUAGGGUAUUUGUUAAUUGAUAUGUAAGGUAAUAGAAAGCUGGCUAUAGUAUGAUUCAGGAUAAAUAAUUUGGACCCUUCAAGAACUUUGAAGUUCUACUCCUGUCAGGCAGACAAAUUAGUAAUAUUUGAAUAACAAUAUAUUUUCUAUAUUUGAGCCAAGUAAUAGUUCCCAUGCAAAACAUACAAGGUUUGACUACAAUGCUGAUGGAUUCCACAGAUUAAUGAAACCUACAAACUGAGCAACAGAUUACACUUACAAAUACAGUAACAGGAAUAAGAAGAAAAUAUUGUCUCCUAUUGUAAAGGCAGUAGAGUAUAAGUCAAAUGAAUAUGGUGGAGUCUUCUAAGCCAGAAAAACAUUAUUACUUCUUGGACUGACCAUUCAAUCCACAACAAGCAAUUCAAUUCUUUAAACACCCAAUCAUUACCUGAACUUGCAGUUAUGUAAUGACUAGUCAUGGAGAAAAAUUAGGGGAGCCCAGAAUGAUACCAGGAACUACAUUUGAGGAGGAAGCAAUAAUUCCUGAAACUGAAGUUGAUUUUUACAGAUAUUCCAUUUUUUUUCUAGUGGCAUCAUUCAUUUUUUCACCAACAUUCGACUGUGAAAUGUCCACCCUUCAAGACUGUCAGCAUAACUUUGUGUAUCACUCAUUAACUGUUGACAAAUCUAACACAGCAAACUUUAUAGAGAAUGCAGACAGUGCUUUGUAGAAGAACACCAGCUAAUCCAUCAUUACCAGGUUCCUCUUGCAAAAUCUAACCAGAAGGGGAAUGUUGGAAGGCAGUUUUAAGGCACACUUUUGACUAGAUAACAAUGACACCCAUCACUGCCCUUGUCAGUAGCUGAUACAUUGUACAUCAUGACCCCAAAUCUCUUCCACUUGCAGAAAACAGAGGGUUGUUUUUUUUUAAUGUGAUAAUAUUCCUGCAAGAGACCAGUGACCAGUACUUUCUGAUAUUAAACACAUUGAAUGUCAGUCAUUGACUAUUGCAGCAGAAAGUAUCAAAUGUUUAGCCUGGGUCAGGGGUAGGCAAAUAUGGCUCUUUAAUGACUCAUGGACUUCAAC